Messenger RNA from Drosophila ficusphila, 3755 nucleotides. RefSeq names its product tubulin-specific chaperone D (gene TBCD). The record is from RefSeq and is a predicted model, not a curated record. NCBI's taxonomy places the organism in Eukaryota, Metazoa, Arthropoda, Insecta, Diptera, Drosophilidae. Gene Ontology annotation, molecular function: beta-tubulin binding; GTPase activator activity. Bases 104 to 3670 code for a protein of 1188 amino acids. Gene Ontology annotation, cellular component: lateral plasma membrane. The transcript is spliced from 5 exons. Gene Ontology annotation, biological process: tubulin complex assembly; microtubule cytoskeleton organization; post-chaperonin tubulin folding pathway.
ACACUGAGCGUGGCAACUCUGGCAGCCAAACAAAUGAUUCACAAAGUAAUUUUUUAUUUUUGCCGGCUGUGGGUUUGAAACUGGAUUAAGUAGUUAAAAAACCAUGUCGAACCCUGGUGAGGAAUUCAAGGAGGAGGACCUGCCCGCAAAUACGCUGGAGCAUUUCAGCGAACUGCAGCAAGUGCUGCAAAUGAUUGAUAACAUCAAAUCUAUUGGUGCUGGCACCUUCGAAAGGGAAUUCGAGCAAUACGCCCAAGUUUUGACCAGAUACCAGGAGCAGCCGCAUUUGCUGGAUCCACAUUUGGAGGAGCUGCUAGGCAAGCUUUUGCAAAAGAUUCGCAGGCCGGAUUUGGACAACGGGGAACGUCAUGCGGCUUUCAAGUAUCUCUACAUCAUCUGCAAAGUUCGCACCUAUAAGGUUCUGGUCAAGUUUAUGCCCCACGAGCUGAGCGAUCUGGAGUUUGUGCUAGAUCUACUGGGCCAGCAGGAUCCCAAGGAGUUUGACCAGUGGGAAACGCGUUACAUACUGCUUCUUUGGAUGUCUAUCCUAGUCCUCAACCCUUUUCACAUGUCGCGUCUGGAUGCAUAUGAAACAACUCCCAAUCCCAUAUCCAACUGCAGCCCCACCAAUCAUGUCCAGUCGAAGACCACCAAGAUGGAACGCAUUUUUGAGCUGAUCCAGCUUUAUGUGUCCACAAAUGAUACGUGCAGUAGCAUGGCUGCCUAUUUGGCCGCCAAGUAUUUUGUUCGUAGCGACAUCAAGGAUCUGUACCUGGAACGAUUUCUUAACUGGAUUAUAGAUCAGCACCAGGCGGAUACGGUGAACGUCAAGUUUGGCCAGCUGGCUGCCGUGGCUGCUAUUUUGAAGCACGGCAAACGAGAGGAUCUUCUGCCAUAUGCAGACAAGCUGCUUCAGUGGAUAACCUCCUGUCAGUAUAAGGAUGGCAACGACUUUCUUAAGUAUAAAAACUAUGUAAAAAUAGUCCAGAGAAUCGGAUUAGUCCAUUUGAAGCCACGUAUUGCCAGCUGGCGGUACAAUAGGGGCACGCGUUCACUGGCCACCAAUCUUAGCCAGGCCGCAGACACAGGAGGCGGAUCGGCUGCCUCAGAGGUGUUACCAGAAGAAGGUGAGGAGAUUCUAGUGCCUGAUGCCAUAGAAGAGGUGAUCGAAGAGCUGCUGCAGGCUCUGCGAAGCGGCGGAAACGAUAUACGCUGGAGUGCGGCCAAAGGAUUGGGCAGAGUUACCAAUCGCUUGCCCAAGGAGCUGGCCGAUGAGGUUAUAGGCUCAGUGAUUGACAUACUGAACCCACUAGAACCCCAUGAAGCCUGGCACGGUGCCUGUUUGGCAUUGGCAGAACUGGCAAAAAGGGGACUGCUGCUGCCGCAUCGACUAGAGGAGCUGGUCCCGCUCCUAAUGCAGGCUCUCUUUUACGACGAAAUGAAGGGCUACAUGUCGGUUGGUCAGCACAUCCGCGAUUCCGCAUGCUACAUGUGCUGGGCUUUUGCAAGGGCCUACAAUCCGGAUGACGUCAAACCCUUUGUGCAGAAAAUCUCCUCAGGGUUAUUGACCGUUGCUGUUUUUGAUCGCGAGGUGAACUGCAGGCGAGCUGCCUCCGCUGCUUUCCAGGAAAGCGUUGGUCGCUUGGGAAACUUUCCCUUUGGCAUCGAGAUUUCCACCACUACAGAUUUUUAUUCUGUUGGCAUUCGGCAGAAUUCCUAUCUAAACAUCAGUGAUUACAUAGCCCAGUUCGAGGUGUACAGGGAACCCUUGAUUAAUCACCUAGUGCAGCAUAAAGUGAACCAUUGGGAUCCUGCUAUAAGAGAGCUGACUGCCAAAGCUCUGCAUAAGCUAUCACUAAGGGAGCCCGAGUACAUGGCCGCCGUGGUGCUGCCACAACUGCUGGCCAAAACUGAUACCAUCGAUAUUAACUGCCGACAUGGUUGCGUUUUGGCGAUGGGAGAGAUCACUCUGGCCCUGCGGAAACUGGAGGAAACGGGUGAUCCAUCUGUUGUUUACCUUUCCAAUCAGCGAAUUGUGGAGCUCAACGAUUUGGUAAAGACGUUCCUAGACAGAAACUGCUAUCGCGGAAUGAGCGGAGAACUGAUGAAGUCGUGCACGACCAAUUACAUAAAAAACUGCAGUUUGGCUAAGCUGCAGGCGACAACCGACUGUUUGGCUUCUUGGCAAAUGGUUAUAGACGCCUGUCUGGUUACAAAAACAACUUCUAUUCGUGACUCCUCGGUGGAAGCCUUUGGCCAACUCUGUGCCACUUACUACUGUUCGGAUUCUAGAUAUCAAGAAAACGAAGCCAUUAUCAAUGCCUAUUUACGGGGAGCCGAGAACGACUUGGAGGAGAAUAUACGCAUGGGCUACAUUGCUGCUUUGGGAAUGCUCCCAUCAUUUAUGAUUCGUCCUCAUCUGCCAGCUGUUUUGGACAGUUUGGUGAAGCAUUCGUUGACGCCUUUGCAAGCAGUUCUUGCUGGUGAAAUGGGCGAUCGCGAAAAUAUCCAAACCUAUAGAUGGAGUGAGGCAAGGACCGAGAGUGUGAGAGCAUUGACUAAAUUGGUAAAAACCGUCGGUUAUGGAGAAGGAAUCGAUUCAUUCGCAGACCCCAGGAACUUCAAUAAGGUUAUAGAGUGUCUGCUUAAAGCCCUAGACGAAUACACCUUAGACAAUCGCGGUGAUAUUGGUGCUUGGGUGAGGGAAGCGGCCAUGACAUCGCUGUACGAGAUCGUAACUCAGUGUCCGCGUGAAUUCCUUACGGCAGGGCAUGUUCACAAGAUUGUGUCUGGAUUUAUGCAGCAGGCGGUAGAGAAGAUUGAUCGUACACGAGGAUUAGGUGGUCGCCUCUGCUGCCAACUGAUUCAUCAUCAGCCAAGUAUCCCGCAUAUUCGUGAGCAUUCAAAACUCCUUGAGAUUUUCCCAGCGGAUGCCGAUUCCGUACUUUGGUUGUUUGCCGACCAUACAUUCCCGAUGUUCUGCGACCUGCUCGCUCUGCCGGAUUACUCUAAAAGAGUGCUUCUGGGAUUGAGUGCCAGCAUUGGACAACUAACUGAAUCUCUGAUCAAGUAUUCCUCGAGUGCCUUUUUCCAAUUUUUGCGUUCCAAUCCCGAAACUGUGCCGCGUCUGUGCUCUGAGGUAGUUCAGAUCUUCGAGGAGCACCUGUUGAACGAACGGGUGACAUAUCCCAUGCUUAGUUUCCUGGAUAUUCUCAUUGGUUCUGGAACUGUGGAAUUAGUGCUUCAUGAUGAAUCAAAUCCUUUUGCGGAGGAUAUCUUUAGACUGUUGAAUCUAGAGGUUAAAGGGUACAAGAAGCUGUACAAGACAGCUACCAGCAUAAGUGCUUUUUGCCAGCUGCUGCAGGUUCCUCGCUUGUCCAGACGCAUUCUCUCCAAGCUCUCAGUAUUCCUAGGCCUGCAACACGUCCACGUGCGCAAAACCGCUGCCACAAAACUUUAUGAAGCACUGGCUCUUCACGGCGAUGUAACUGAAAUACCCGAGGAUAAUAUGGAUGAAAUCCUGACACUGCUUUCGGAAACAGAUUGGACUAUGCCGCUGGUAGAGGUGCGUCCGCUGCGAAAUCAACUGUGUCACCUAAUGGGCAUCAAGCCUCCUGUGAGUGGAGUAGCUGCAGCCGCCGCCUUGCAACAAGCGAACGCGGAUAAAUGAAUUUUUGGCAAUAGAAGUUAAGGUUCUGUAUUUCUCUAAAUAUCUUUAAUGUUUUCGCACAAUUAUACUGACAAUGCUUGCAAAA